GGGAAGAGUCGUGUCUGUUGCCGUCCUGCCGCGUUAGCCAGAGCCGUGCGCCAGGAGGAAAUAAGAAUAAAAUCCCCCUCGUCCUUUAGAGGAAAGGAACACUACGUCUAAAACUAGCCCAGGUGCAACGAGGCGCAGAUUCUCGUGGAUGAGGAAGUGAACCUUUUUUUUUUUUUUUUUUUAAACUUUUAUUUUUCACCUGAUCCUCUACAGUCAGAGAGGGGGGAAAAAUCACUUAACCGGACGCCAGGCGAUGUAAUGAUCUGUUUUCCGGCGCUUUCUUUCAGUCGUGUGCAUACACUCACCAAAGCUUACCCCGGUGCGUACUGGAGCGCAGAGCAGAGUGACCGGCCAGAACCCGCAACCCCACCAAAAUGAUGCUCAGCUCUCCCCUCCGCUCAUUGCUUCCAGUUGUGGCAGUGCUAAUUCUGACAGCUGUUAAAGUUGCUGAGAGCCAGGAAGUUUCUGAAGACACUAGGACAUCCUCCACCCCUUCUCCAGUUUAUCCCACCAUCAACUUUCAGGUCCAAAAUCUGGACCAUGUGUUUCUCGAACAGGACAGUCCAGAGCCGUCUGGGAACUCGAGCCAGAAAACUCACACUCAGACCUUUCUUAUCACUGGAUCAGGUGCCGGACUCCUAAAACCAGUUGUCAAUGCUUCAUAUGGCCCCAUUUCUGUAGAUGCCUCUAUUUCUCCAGACCUGCUCCUCAGUGGACGUAGGAUCCUGCCAGCCAUUUUGGUCCGCCAGGUUCGUUCCUCUUCCCCUGUUGUCAAGAUUCUCUUCCACAUGCCCACUGAAAGUAACAUCACUGUCAGGCAAGAAUCAUUGAGGUCUAGAGGAGACAAUGGCAGGAAAAACGUCGGGGCUAAGGCCAAGGACGGAGCUCACUGCGUGACAGCUUACGCCUUCUGGGAGACGAGGGAAGUCCGCGGAGCUUGCCUGGUGUCUCCGGGUGGAUUCUGUGUGGCAUCCCUUAAGCCAGAACCCACCUGGUUCAGCUCAUCCAGCAGAUCUGGGAGCUCCAGCAGGGAAGCAGAAAGAAAUGAAGGAAUCAAGGGGCUUCAGGGCAACGUUGUGGAGGUCUACUUCCAGAGUCGGAGGGACCAGACCGGCCAGUGCACCCCACAGGAUAGCCUGCAACGAGUAGGAGUGGGAAGAGGAAGAGACUCUGGAGGAUCAGGGACGCCAAUGAGGAGGAUGGGAAGCGUCAGUCUGCUCAGAGCUUCACCAGUGAACCCCACAUUCCUUCGGUUGAGGCUUGGAGGUGCCGUGGUGGUCCAGACCUCUUCAAAGUUCCUGAGGACAACUGACGUGGCAACUUUCUACAUCUUUCUGGCUAGUACAUCUACCUUGGAAAGCUUCACACUUAGGGCUGCGAUAAAAGCGGGCCUGUCCUUCAGCGCCGCCCGGCCCAGCGACUCGGCGCUGUGGGACGUCUUAGUGGAGCCUGGCAGAGGAGCAACUCCCAACACGGUCUCUGUCACCUGCCGCAGGAAGGUCGCCUUCGCUGCAAAGAGCAGGGGUCUUCUGGAGGUUUUACAACUGGACUUUGCAGCGAAAGACGUUUCAGAGAGGGUUGAGAGCCAGAGCAUCUCCUGGCGUCUGGAGUUGCCAGGGAACAUCAAAGAUGUCGGCAUAAUGAGGAUCUACACCACUCAGAAGGACUACGUGGGGCUGGCUCCUCUGGUGAUGAACACAGAUAUCUUGAAUACUGCGGUGCUUACGGGCAAAAUGGUGUCGGUCCCUGUGAAGACUCUGGCUGUCGAGGCUAAUGGCUCGGUCACAGAUGUGACCAGCUACACUGGCUGUAGGUCUACGGAUGAGGAUGUAGUCAAGGUGUCGGAUCGCUGCGAUUAUGUUUAUGUAAAUGGGAAGGAGACGAGGGGGAAAAGCAGCGUGAUGGUCAACUUUACUUACGGAUUUCUGAGCGCACAGCUGGAGAUGAGCGUGUGGACGCCCCGUCUGCCUUUGCUCCUCGAUGUUUCCGACCCCGAGCUCAGUCAAAUCAAAGGCUGGAGGGUUCCUGUUACUACGGGCAACAGGAGGUCUACAUGGGACAGUGAGGAAGAGGAGGAGAUGAGGAGGGGUCGGGGCUGCAUGCUGCAAUACCAGCACUCCACGGUGAAGGUGCUCGCAACCUUUGUGGCCCGGCCGGACGCAGACGUGCCGCCGGACCCGCUAACUGGGGAGGAGCCCGUUGAAUACUUCCUGGGAUCUGAUUGGAAGGUGGAUGUGACCAAUCUUGUGCGCUCUUCUAUAAAAGUAUCAGAUCCAGAUGUAGCCAGGGUGCAAGAUGGGGUGCUGGUGCAAGGACGAGCAGUUGGCACCACUGCUAUACGGGUGCUGUCCCCUCUGACGUCGUCCGUCCUGGCUGAGAGGAGCAUCAGGGUGGUGGACGACAAAGUCAGCGUGACAGAGCUCGGUGUGAAGUUGGUAUCUGGACUCUCCCUGUCGCUGCAGCUAAGUCCAGGGAGCAACAGGGCCAUUGUCGCCACGGCAACCACGCGGGAGAUGAUCGUGCAGCUCAAACAGGAAGCAGUCGUCAGCUGCUGGGUUCAUUUCAGCGAUGGCGCAGUUGCUCCGCUGGAGCUGUUCGACCGCAGCAUCUACUCCCUGACAGUCUCUACCCCAGAUGAGGGGUUGGCCACAGUACGCCGCACCCCCCAGUCCACAUUUGUAGUAGCGCAAGGUGAAGCUGAAGGCCAGGGGGCGCUAGUGAGGGUAGAGCUGAGGAUCUGCGAGGAAUGCCAGAAGUCUAAGAGGAAGAGCAAGUUGGCAGUUGGCAUGGGGCUCCUCAAGAUCAACUUUGGGAGCGGUAGCAAGGCAGGAGAAGGAGGCACUGAUGGAAAUCAAAAUUUGGAUGGUGGUGCAUCGGAACUCAUAGGUGAACUCAAAACUACAGUGACUUCACAAAGUGCUGCCACAGAUAUGGGCAAAUGGUUGUUCAGAAGCACAAUGCCUGAUCAGCAAGAGUCCACUCUCGCAGACAGUGGCACCUCAAUUCAACCACAUGUUGUGUGGGUUGGAAAGACUACCAAAACUACAAGAGGAACCACCUAUACUGUCACAGCUGCCUCUACAACUAUAAGCACACCAAGCUUUAAAGCACAGUUGAGCACGGCCUUACCUAUAGCAACAACCCUAGAUGUUUCUAGUGAUGGAGAAGAGCAGAAGAGAAGCUACGGAAACAUGCUCGAUGACCCUAAUUCACCUCCCAACAAAGACAUUCCUGAAGCAGAAGUGACACCCAAGAAAGAGCUUCCUAAAUCUAAAACUCCAAAAGUAAUUGAGAGCGAUCUCAUUAGGACAUUCAAAGCCAUGUCGGAUGUGGAGAUUGGCAUGUAUGCCUUGGUGGGCGUCUCCUGUGUAGCGCUCUUGGCUUUUUUACUAAACUGUGUUUCUUACAAUAUAUGUUUCCGGAAUCACAAGACCCCCAUACAGGCUGGCCCACAACCCAGCACAGAUUCAAAGGAUCACAAGCAUGACUGGGUUUGGCUAGGCAGCGGCAAUCAUGGCGCUCCUGCCCCAGGUGCCCCAGCUCAAGUGUCCACAUUAAAGCGUGAGAAUCAUCGCCCUCUGGAAUCCCGUCACUCCAUUGAUUCGAUGGCCCACCGUGGCAUGGAGAACACCCUGCCCACGGUGAGUGCUCCAGCUGUCCCAGAGAGGACCGCCACCCUGGGCCGCAGCAGGACCGUCUCACAGCAACAGUUUCAGACAAAGGCAGUCGACCCCAUGGCAAACCGUUCGGCCACCUUACUGGCAAGACCGCACCGCAGCGAGCCUCUUCAUUCCCCUACUAGCAAGAGGAAUCAGGUUCAGUUCACCACCUUUACCACGCUAGACAUCAAGCACUUGGCUGCACUCAAGAAGAACGGUGUGGACUUAAACUGGGCCAACCAACAGAAACAGCAGCAGCAGCAGGCCCCACCUGGUCCUGCACCUGAGCCCCAAACACCUUUACCUGACAUGCCGUGGCCGGUAGUCAAGCCUCUAGGAGAGCCCCAGUGAGUUUAUAUGUGUGCAUGUGUGGAUGCACAAAUGAGUGAGAGAGAUCACUUGAAAUGAUGGACAGUGUGUUUAAUGAGAUUACAGAAAGGACAUUUUAUAUUUAAAUUGCUCAGUGCAAGCUUGUAAAUAUUGUAUAUAAUGGUGCACCCAUUGAAGACUGACAUUAAACGGGCAAUUUGUAAGAUCGUUUGUAAAAGGGAAAAGUUACUUCAAACUUUCAAAAACCAACCAAAAUGACACUACGUUCAAGAUAUCUGUCUGUUAGCAGUAAGUUAGCAUGCUAAUCGGACAGUACCUGCUCAUGCCUGUCUUGUAAUACCACCUUAUACCAGGACUGGUAGUCACUGAAUUAAGCAAUAAAUGCAGCAAUGGGCAAAGCUCUUGAGAUGCACCCUUCAAAGAGGUAGAUGUACAGGAGAGCUGGCUCGCCAGGGUUUACUUUUAGCCCAGGACAGACCUCCAAGCAUCAGCAAGGCCUGCAAGACUGGUUCCUUCAGUAACCUAAGGUUGUGUAUCUUGUCCAUCAGAUCAUCAUGUAGGUUGGCUAUUGGGAGAUUUCUAUACUGUAGCAGUGUGCGGCAACGGUCAACACAUCAAGCAGUUGCUCUGAUGUCAGUGUACAGUAGAAAUAUAAGGGAAGUUGGAGUGCGUGCUAUUUCUGCUGCGCCAUUUUUUGUGCCCUGUUGUCAGUUAGUAGUUGCUAGCUUUAAACAUUAAUGUUCCUUACAUCUCCUCUACCCUGGUUUAAUAAUCCCCUGACUCAGUAUUUAAAUGCAGGCAUCAAAGCACAGAAUAUCAUAAUGAAAGUAGCUUCAGUGUUUAUCAGAACUAAAGGCAAUCCCAUCUACGGAAAUGUAUUAUACAUCUUUUACAAACCAUAAUACAAACUGCUCCUUUUAUUCUGUGUUCAUUUUUGUAAGAUUAAAGCAGUUUACAUGUUUUUAUCUUUUAUCCCUUGAUGCGUAGUUCUUACAUUUGAAAGAGAAAAAAAAGGGAUUCUGUGUAUAUACAUAUAUCUAUUGUAACUGACUUAUUUCUACAUUUCUAAGUCCAAAUGAAUUUCCAUUCCCUUUUACUUUUGUACAGUUCCGUCGCCCCCCCGUAGAAACAACUCCACACCUUCCUAGUUGUCAGGGUAAAUGCAGUAUUGGAGGGAUUAUUUCUUGCAAGUAAUUCUGUUCUUUUCCAGCCUUUUGUGCUUGCUUUUUUCUUCUUCUUCUGGGAGUCCUCUGGAGAAUACCUGAAGAAUCUGUGCAAUUUGUCAGAAAAUAUGCAACAUUCAUCACGUUAUUUUGAGCAAUCUGUCACCGCAGUCUUCACCAGAUAUUUAUUCAAAUCAAAUGCACGCUAUGCAAAUAUAAUCUGUGCAGAGUUUGACAUUGUUUCUGAUUUUAUUUUACGUUUUAUUCCAACAAUGUUACCUUGGACAUCUGGCUUCACCUGGGGACUUGCUUCUACAAUUUCCAAAGCCAGGUCUAAUCUUUUUGUCUCUCGACGCCGUGCAAUACAUAUUCAACUCUUAAGAUUUUUCAUGUGUGAAUGAAAAAUGAUGAUGCCUUUUCUAUGUCCUCCUAUUUUUUAAACCGAACUGUGACGUGUAUUUCCUAUGAGAUUCUAUCAAUAAAGGACAAAUAGAUACA
Molecule: messenger RNA, 5650 nt
Organism: Mugil cephalus (flathead mullet)
Lineage: Eukaryota; Metazoa; Chordata; Actinopteri; Mugiliformes; Mugilidae
Product: transmembrane protein 132D
Exons: 10
Coding region: 375-4010 (1211 amino acids)
Source: RefSeq, a predicted model, not a curated record